Messenger RNA from Cottoperca gobio, 2187 nucleotides. RefSeq names its product periostin-like. Gene Ontology annotation, cellular component: extracellular matrix. The record is from RefSeq and is a predicted model, not a curated record. NCBI's taxonomy places the organism in Eukaryota, Metazoa, Chordata, Actinopteri, Perciformes, Bovichtidae. Bases 118 to 2187 code for a protein of 689 amino acids. The transcript is spliced from 17 exons. Gene Ontology annotation, biological process: extracellular matrix organization; cell adhesion. Gene Ontology annotation, molecular function: cell adhesion molecule binding.
CUGUGUAUUUUUUGGGGGGUGCGGGUUUGUGUGUGCGUGUGUUUAAAAGACAAGAGGUGUGUGUGUGUGUGUGUGUGUUUGUGCCCUUGCAGUACAGAGGACUGAUACCACCCCAGGAUGCAUCAGCUGCUAGUGGUGACCUCGGUGCUGGUGGCACUCUGCUCUCUAGGGAGUGUGGAUUCUUCAGCUUAUGACAAGAUAGUCACUCACAGUCGCAUACGGGCCAGGAAAGAAGGACCCCAUGUGUGCGCUCUGCAGCAGGUCGAGGGGACUAAAAAGAAAUACUUCAGCACAUGUAGGAACUGGUACAAAGGCUCCAUCUGUGGAAAGAAGGCCAUCGUCCUAUAUGAAUGCUGUCCUGGGUACAUUAAGCUGGAGGGCAUGAAAGGAUGCCCUGCAGUGGCUCCCAUUGACCAUGUCUAUGGUACGCUGGGGCUCGUAAAGGCUACGGCAACACAGCAAUACUCUGACAUUUCCAAGCUGAGAGAGGAAAUUGAAGGCAAAGGCUCUUUCACCAUGUUUGCACCAAGCAAUGAUGCCUGGGAUCAGGUGGAAUCUAGUGUACGGUCUGCACUGGUGAGCAACGUGAACAUCGAGCUGUACAACGCUCUUCACUACCACAUGGUGAACCGUCGUCUUUUGACCAAAGACUUGAAGAACGACAUGACUGUCACUUCCAUGUACAAUAAACUGGGGCUCUACAUCAACCACUACUCAAAUGGGAUUGUGACAGUGAACUGUGCCAGGAUCAUCCAUGGUAAUCAGGUGUCCACAAAUGGUGUGGUGCACGUCCUUGAUCGGGUCAUCUCCAGUGUCAACAACAACAUCAAGGAAGUCCUGGAUGUCGACGAUGAGCUCUCAAGCUUUAGAGAUGCGGCAAUAACUUCUGGUUUGAUGGACAAGCUGGACCAGCCUGGCCACUUUACUCUGUUUGCUCCCACUAAUGAUGCCUUUGACAAAUUGAAGCCAGGCUACCUGGAGCGUAUCAUGGGAGACAAGGCUGUUAUUGCAGCUCUGGUGAAUUACCACCUGUUGAACAGUGCCCAGUGUUCUGAAGCAAUCAUGGCAGGGUCUGUGUUUGAGACCGAAGAGGGCAGCACCAUAGAAAUCGGCUGUGAUGGCGACAGUCUGACGGUCAAUGGAAUCAAGAUGGUGCUGAAGAAGGACCUUGUCACCACCAAUGGCGUCAUUCACUUAAUCGACCAGGUGCUCAUCCCUGACUCAGCCAAGGAAGGGAUUGAGCUGAUGGGAGACUCCCUGAGCACUUUCAACGAAUUGGUAUCCGAAUUGGGUUUAGCCGCUGCCUUGGGCCCAAAGACAGAGUACACUCUCCUUGCUCCCGUCAACGCUGCCUUCACUCAUGAGGUGAUGUCAACGGACCAGAGCCUGCUGAGAUUCAUUUUGGAAAACCACAUCUUGAGGCUGAAAGUUACACUGAGUGAGCUCUAUAAUGGACAGCUGCUCGAAACACUGGCUGGCAAACUGCUCAGAGUCUUCAUUUACCGCACUGCUGUGUGCAUUGAAAACGCAUGUAUGGUGCGAGGCAGCAAAGAGGGAAGCAAAAGUGCCCUCCAUGUUAUAAGGUCCAUCAUCAAACCGGCCGAGAAAACCAUCUAUAAGCUCCUGAUUGAUAACGGACAGUUCAAGAUUUUCCUGGCGCUGAUGGAGACAGCAGGUUUGACUGAUCUGCUGAAGCAGGAAGGCUCGUACACCAUCUUUGCACCGACUGACGAGGCCUUUGAUAGUCUCAGUAGAGAGGACUUUGCUCUGCUCAAAAGUGAUCUGAAUGCUUUGAGGAUGAUUCUGUUGUACCACUUCAGCAAUGGCAUCUUCAUCAAUGGAGGAUUAGAGGGAGGAGUUACGAAUCUGCUCAAAACCCUCCAGGGCAGAAACCUGCAAGUUAUGUCUGUAAACAAUUCUAUUCACGUGAACUCUGUGAAUGUGCCAGACAGCGAUCUGAUGGCGACAAAUGGUGUGAUCCAUGUGGUGAAGAAUGUUCUCUAUCCUGCGGACCUUCCUGUGGGCCGCCAGGACCUCCUGGUCAUCCUGAAGAAGCUUAUUAGGUACAUCCAGAUAAAGUAUAUUUCUGGGUAUUCUUAUGAGGAGAUCCCACUCACCUUCAUCAAGAGGAUCAUCACAACUACACACUAUCAUGAAACGGGUAAGACUACUAUCACUAACCAAUGA